Plasmodium inui San Antonio 1 is the source of this 9810-nucleotide messenger RNA. RefSeq lists its product as hypothetical. The record is from RefSeq and is a predicted model, not a curated record. Lineage: Eukaryota; Apicomplexa; Aconoidasida; Haemosporida; Plasmodiidae. The transcript has a single exon. The coding region runs from base 1 to 9810 and encodes 3269 amino acids. Gene Ontology annotation, molecular function: zinc ion binding.
AUGAUUAAUAAUACUAAGGAGAACACCGAUCUGUGUACCCCUGAACAAGACAACUGGGUGCAAUGUGAUCGGUGUGAAAAAUGGAGGAAGCUUCCCGCCUACAUUGACAUGAACAACUUGCCCAAAAUAUGGUACUGUAAUUUGAAUGUGGACCCUAGAUAUAAUUCUUGCGAUAUAGAAGAGGAAGUAUCUGCUUAUAAUUCAGAUUGGGGCAAACAUCUUCUUGCAGGGCACUUCAAUGCUGGAAAUGUUGCUAGUGAGCUGGAGAGGGGUUUACACUCAAACGGUGUUAUUCUUACCGAUGGACGCAGCAACAUGGUUAGUGCCAGUCACCCCAGUGCUCGCGCUCAUCAUAUCGAGGAUCAGUAUUCAGUGGGGGCAGAAUCCUUCCACGCGAGUAGUUCCCACGGCGAUGUUACUAAGGCGUAUGAUGAGGCCAACCCAUUUGUGAUCAAGGGAUCCCACCAUAGUAAUGUUAACCGUAGUAGUGGUAACCAAGGCAGCAAAAACCACUACAGUGAUGGCAAAUCUUCCUCUUCUCUCCCCUCGAGGGAGUUUUUCAUCCAUGGACAAAAAACUCCCGCGGUGGCACUACCUAACAAUGUUGCAUUCGCGUUUGGCAGCUCUGAGGAUGUGAGUGGUCCUAGGCGUGGAAGCAAAAAUACACAUAUGGGAAGUAACUAUAAAUGUGUGGAAGGCCAUCUCGGCAUGCACACCACGGAGGUCAGCAUAAACACGAAAGGGAAGCGCGAGAAAGAAGGCGGGAUGUUACCGAAGAAGCCACUCAAGCGGAAAGAAGGGGGAAAGGGCAGUGGAAAUCCAACGGGGAACAAUGCAAAUCGUGCCGUGACCACCCCCAUCCCCAACCACGUUAAUGCUAAUAACAGUUAUUUGAAGCAGGCUGAGGGGGAAGAUGAACAGCGCACCCCCCACGGCGAGCCAGGAGAGGACAUCCCAAAUGUAGCCACCAAAAGUUGGAAGAAGAAAAAUAAGGACACCAAUAAGGUCACCAAUAAGGGCACAAAUAAGGGCACUAAUAAGAAGGCCUAUAAGAAUGCUAAUACGAAUAGGCGGAACGACCUGCUAGCCCGACACAAACGAAGCAACAGUGAUGGAGAGAUAUAUGAGAACCAGAGACGGAAAGAGGAGUUUCCCCUACACAGGAUGCAUGUGAGCGACACGGAUAUGAACACAGCAGGCAACAUAAAAAGGUACAAAAAUUUUAAAAAGAAGGGAAGCAGCUGCGCCACCCCGUUUUAUUCCUUUAUGCACUCAAUCGUUAACAUGAAUUUGAAAAACAAAAAUAAGAAGCCUUUGGGGAAGGAAAAAAAUAAAAAGAGGGGAGAAGAAGAAGCCCCGAGGGGAAUUUCGACCGUCGAAGUGAAGGAGAAGACGGAAGGUAGCGAUUCCAAUGAGAACAGGGUUAAAGUGCCAACAGAUAAAAAAUAUGCUAAGAAAAAGAAAGGAAAAAAUGGCGAUGCGGAUCAGGGAGCAACCGGUGGCAACGUGGAGAGAAAAAAAACCCAGAAAAAAAAAAAAGACCCAGCGAAUGGACAAGCGAAUCUCCAGCUCAACAACCACCCACAGAGCGCUGUUAACUACAAUAGGGAGGUGUCAAACGAGGGAGGCAUCCUCCAGAAUGAUAACUGGGAGAAAGCGAAUCACCGUUUUGCCAAAGGUGAAGAAGAAGCGGAAGAAAUGGACCAUCUAAACAAUGGGGUUCUCUCCCACGCACACGUCGCGCAAGAUUAUAUCACCGUGCCAAGCAAGCCCCUCGAAUUAGGAAAGAAUAACUCACCCAAGAAGGGACACCAAGAUGUACCUUUUGGGAGUGUUCCUUCCAAUGACCAAGCCACUUACGCAUUCCCGACUGAACUGAACAGUGUCAUCGUGGAAGAUGCCCGUAACUCCACCGGGAGAGUAGAUCCAAACAACAACAACAGCCAAACAGUGAUCGAAACGAAUAACACCUCCAACAAUGUAGUUAAUUGGGUCCAGUGUGAAAGCUGCAGAAAGUGGCGAAAAGUGGACGCACAUAUUGACAUCAACCUGUUGCCAGACGAGUGGUAUUGCUCUCUUAACUUCUGGAGCAAAUACAACAACUGCAAAAUGGAGGAGGAAGUAUAUAUUGAGGAAAAUCUGAACCCAGAAUUAGAGCAUAGCUUCGACAAACCAGAACAGGGGGUAGUUAAGGAGGGGGAAGUCAUUCCCUCUAUGGCAGGUCCAGAAGUAGACAAAAAGGGUAAGGGAAAUGAGAAGAACCAGCUGAGCGAAGGAGCUAGGAAGAAUGAUCACCCAACAAAGGGGGGGGAUGCUCUGCAAUUCCAAGAAAGAACCGACCGCGCAGGGAAAACAAAAUCAAGUAAAAAGAAUCGAAAUGGCAACAAUGCGAUGAUUAGAAAUAGUGAUGUAAUCAAAACGGGAGCAAAAAAAAACACCGUGUCGAGUAAGUCAAAUAAAAAAGCAGACAAAGGAGACGAUUCUUUCGAAGAACAUGUGAUAGGCAACAGGAUGGAUAACUUCCAAAGUGACAUCUUCAGGGAAUAUGAACUUCUGGACACUCUAAGCGCUGACCAGUUUUAUAACCCCCUCAUUAAGGAGAGUUAUCGCCUGCCAAUGAACUGUGGAGAUGUGAAAACUCCCCUUUUCAGGGCUAACGAUGGAGAAUACAACCCCUGCAACGAUAGUGACAUAAUAAUGGGCUAUGGCAAAAGGACCGAGACUCAGGAGACGCAGGAGACUCAAGAAACGCAGGAAGAAUUGUUUAAUAGCUUGUCGCGCGUAACCUCGGGGUCGCAUAAAAUAGAUACGCCAGUGCAUUCAAAAAGGGGCAAAUCUUAUAAAAGUGAACUGCAACGAAGCAGUAGUUUCCUCGUGGGGAAGGAAAAUGGCCUCCUCGAGGGGAAUCGCUCAGCAGCGUACGACGCAGCAGCGAACCUCAUUGAAGCCACCCUCCGUGAAGGAACAUCACAAAGAGGAAGCAACCCCAUGGACUUAUUACAGGGUUCCAGAAAAUUCCGGCAUUCGCUAAACGACGGAAAAUUAAGUUACUACGUAAACAACGCCAAUAUUUUUAAGAUGUUUUACUCUUUGCCAAAAUAUGAUUAUCACUUGGAUGUAAGGGACAGUACAGUCAAUGAGGAGGUCUUUCCAGAGACCCAUAUGGAGAAUCAAAACGCAGGCGAGAACACUUGCCAUCCCUCUGUCCAUCCCGGUGCCCAUUUGUCGUAUUACUCCUUCGUGUGCUCAAACCAACGGGAGGCGAAGAGGUGCAAUUCGUUUGACGUGGGGGGCAGUACCAACGAAGUCACCACCACCGAGGCGAACAUGAGGAACCUCGGGGAGCGAAACUACCUCUCCGACAGCGUCCUCCAAAUAAGGAGACGCAAAAGCGAGUUCAUAAAGAAGAAUAUCCAAUACCGUUACGCAGAUCGAGUGUCCAAACCGUGGAAUUUUCUGCAUCAUGGGAGUGAAGAUAAUCACCAAGGCGGAACACCCCCUGAAGAUUACUCUUCCCAGAGAUACAGCUAUUCUUAUGCAGCCAUCAAAAGUGAAUUCAGAUCCUCCUACCCUGGGGCACAACCUGCUCUCUAUGGGAAAAAGAUCGUGAGAUACGUUUCGCCGCGGAUGAGGAAGAAUCAUUAUGUGAACCACUUGGACAGAGUGAACACCACCGUGGAGAGUUACCCAGGAGGCCAUGAAGAGGACAUUGCAGAAGGAAACGAUCGUGAAAACCGCUGCCAGUACCGCUAUGGUGAUGAUCACCCCAGGGAGUACACCAGCGAUGACGCCGAGCUGUACGACAUACUGGUGCAGAGAUUGCAGAGCGAUAAAUACAAGGGAACUGUGAUCAACAGAAACGUUGAUCUUGGGCUUCCCUAUGGAACGUAUGGAAGGAGGGCAACAGACACUGACGCUCUGGUGGCGAACUAUGAUGACAUCCACGAGCAUAAUAACACCGACGGGGGGAUAAUCAAGGGAAGUACCAUCAACCCUAACGAUGAUGCACAAAUGGGAAGCAAUUUAGACGGGGAAAAGAGUCCCCAAUUUAACUACUUCCAUCACAGGUGGGCGAAGAAAAACAGAGGAGACAGCAAUUAUAAUGCGAUGAGCGUAACCAACCAACUUAAUGAAGAGAAGGAUGACAUAAUUCCGUCCCACUACCUUCGUUACAGUAAGGGUGACACAAAAGAGGAAGAGCUACAGGACGUGCAGAAUUAUCCUCUCUCCAGUAUGAACAAGGACGCCCGUGUUGGUGUGAUGGACCCCAGUUGCAGACCAUUUAACCAUUUCAAAACUUUACCGAAUGGAGCGAAGAGGAAUACCUUUUUGGGAAGAUCAAGCAUUUUCAAAGGAGAAGAAAAAGAAUUCAGUCAAUACACUAAUGAGAUGGACCUAUUGAGCAAUGCCUGUCCGCAGAUAUACACAAAUCGAAGGACCGGAGAUAACCUUUUGCCGCGACUAUUAAAGAGCAAAUCCUUGAGUAACCUUGAAAAAAGGCCAUACUUCCAUAUGGAUGCAAGUGAGCGCAACUUUCUUCCCAUUAACAAUAACAACAGGAGCAUACCGAAGAGCAGUUCGUACAAUAGAAUAAACUCGGGUGACUAUUUUGAUCUGCAUCGAGGAGGAUUUUCCAGUGAUUACUACAUGGUGAAAAAUGCCAUGGGCAGUCAGAUGGACAACUCCAUGAGGUACAUGUUCUUAAGUAAUUAUUACGCCAGAUUGGGAAGUGAAAAAAUCGAUACUUCAAUGGAAAGCCACAUGAAAAAUUUAAAUUCGGAUGAUUAUAUGAAGAUAAGAGAGUACCUCCGGAGGGGGAGAAGAGAUCAUAUCACGCAAGGCGAUUAUUAUUGUUUAAAAAAUGGCAGUAAGGGGGAAGCACAAGAAGAACAAAAACAACAGAAGCAGCCGCAGCAACAACAAGGUCGUACCAUUAAAGGGUCCAUCUCCCCAAGUGAUCAUUCCUUUCUUAGGAGCAGCUAUCUUGGUAGCCUCCCCAAUGCAUACUCGUUUGACAAACUGAUGAUGAAAAUCCCCCGCAGUGAAGACAUCGAGGAGAGCAACCGUAGCCACCCCAGUGAAGCUGAAAUAGGAAUGGGAUUUACCAGCGUUGCCUACAUGCCCACAGGAGCGAACACCACAGCGAAUGAGAGUAAGCAGAUGAAGAAGAACGGCCAAGCGAGACUGGAGAAAGGUGCCCACAAGAAUUCUCUCCUCCUGGGCAGAAGCGACACGAAAAGUAGGACAACAGCCAAGUGCACCUCACACGGUAAGAGACCCCCAAACAGUAAUGGGAGGAAUGCCAAGAUGAAGAGCAACGAAGUGGGCAGCGUCAGGGCCCAGCCAGUGAGCGUUACCACCAGAAGGAAAGCAAUUGACAAGGGCACGGAGGAGAGAAAGAAGCAGGAAAAGCAGGAUAAACAGGACAAGCCGGAGAAGCUAGAUCAACCGGAGAAACCCAGCAAACAGGACGAGCACAACGAGUACAUCACGUUCAGCAUGGAUUACAACGAAAAUAAAAACAUCAUUAAGGAACUCAUUCGAAAUAGAAGCAACCUGCUAGUUGGUUCAUCCCCCAGGGGCACUAUAUUGUCCGGGUCGUCCCACGUGGAACCGCUACUGCACGGCAGCACCACGAAUAAUAGCGAGUCCGUUGAAGGAGGACAAAUAAAAACAACUAUAUUGAAUGCCAGAAAUUUGAAGAAGCACAUCCUAAGCAACCGAGUAAUCAUAUACUCCAAAGGACUAGCCCUCGCAUACAAUGUGGACGAAAUUAAUAAAAACAGCAUUUUCUUUUACACCUUUGAAGAAAGCAACAUCACCAGUAACUUAAAUAAUGGCACCUCUGUGAAGGAUUUUCCCACGAGCAUUGUGCCAAACCACAACGGAAACACCACCACCAACAUUAACAGCAGUGCCAAGCACAAAAGAAGUUACGACGAUUUUAAUAAAGAUACACAGAAACAAGCUGCAAACACCAACAUAUAUUUCAAUUAUGCACACAAUAUCAAUUUUAGUGAAAAAAAAUGUACAGAUAAGAGUAAAAACAAGAAAGUGACCACUUGUGUACUUAAUUAUAAUUACCGGAAAAUAAUUGAGGAAGUUGGCGUCUUUAACGAGAGCAUGAAGUUGCAAAUACCUCAGUUGAAAUAUAAGUUUAAAAGGUAUGUUAAUGUUGAGGAGGAUAAGAACGAUGGGAAGAAGAACGACGAGAGUAAUGCCGCGGAAGGAAUAUCACAUCACACGGCAAGUGACCCGCAUGCGGUGAAUGCAAAGGUGCAGGGCGAAGCCAUUCCUACCUCCUGCAGCAGUACCGGCAUGAAAAAGAAGAAGGACAAGAAGAAGAAGGAGAAGAAAACAUCCCUCCCAGACGGAGGUGACGAAGAGACAGAUGCAGGAGAAGCCGCGGGAAGGGGCCACGACGUUGUGCACAUAACGAACCACGCCGCGGGAGCGACCCUCUUGGGCAAAGGCCCCUUGGGCAAUAACCAGCACGCGGCCAAGAAGAAAAAAACAGUGUUGAAGACGCCAAAGGAGGGACCCUCCAUCGGAUUGCCUCUAAAAGAAGAAAAGGGGUCGAAGAUAGGCAAACCGUCCCCCCCACUUGGUAAGAAUCCCUGUGGGCACGAUUCCUUGAAUGGGUUCCCCUCAUUGGGCGAAAAUCAGAAUGCAGAUCAAAGUAAUCCCUGCGGGAAUCCCGCUCCCCCCAUACGGAAUGGUAGCAAUAAUAGGAAUGGCAAACAUGAGGCACACCAACCGUGGGAGUCGUAUGUGUCUCCUCAACACCGAGACGAUGCUAACAGAGCAAAUGGCCGGAUCAACCCAGAUGUUAAGGAAGACAUCCCCGCUAGCCAAUCCAAAGCGAACAAAAAAACGAGCAAAGGGGUGUUCAGGGAGAGGAGCUUGACCAAUAGGGAAACAACUCAAAGUGACCAAAGUAGCAAACAAAAGAAAUCAAAUGAGAAGAACAAAAAAAUGAUGCCAAAAAGUGCACAAAAUGGUAUGGACGAAGAAACUCGCGUGGUCGAGAAGAAUGACAACGGUGAGACGAAUGAAACGGUUGCCAUUUUGGAUGAAGCUGAACACGAUCCAAGGAAGAACCGCGAUGUGGAUGCCCCCCUUGGGAAAAAUUCGAAGGAAAAAGGCGAGAAGAACAAAAAGGGCGCAGUGCGAGCAGCAGGAGGGCUGCCACAGGGCGAACACGAAAAGAAGGAGCAAAGUGGAGACGAGAUUAAGAUUAACCCCAGUGGGAAGGAAAAUACAAAGGGUAGCAACGAUGGUGGAUGCCCCCCUUUUGACGAAGAAGAAGCGGAGGAAGCAGCGUAUAAUAACCCCCAGGGAGACACACACUACGAGGGCGACCAUGCUGGUAAGAGGAAAGACAAUUACAAAAGAAGCCAAGUCAACCAAAUAAGUGAUGUGAAAAAGGAACAACAGUCAUAUUGUUUGAUCUCCGCUGCCGAAUCGUCCAAACAGCACGAUGAGGACAAGAGCGAUUAUGAAGUUGAACCAAACGAAGCACAGAAGAACGACUGUGGUCGUGAGGAUGGUAGCAAUUCUGCUGCGUUACUAGAAAACAAAGCCUCUGGUGAUAUGCUGGAUGGAGAGAACAAAGCGGCGAGUGACCAUCACCGAAACGUUUAUUCAAUGGAGGGAAACCCUGUUAGUCUAAAGAAGAAAAAGAAAAAUGUAGAUAAAGACACAGGUAAUGUCGAUGGAAUUUCCCCCUCUGAAACUGACACACGCGUACCAAUAAAAAGAAGGAAGACAGCCGAUGAGAAGAAUGAACGGUCAGAUGAAAAGCAUAAGAAAGAGGAGACUACUCCAACACACGAAUUAGCAGCUGUCAAAAGGGACAGUAAGGAGAAUGAGGAAGAAGAAGAAAAACAAGAAGAAGAAGAAGCAAAAGAAAACUGCCAUUCAAAAGAUUCAGACCAACGAAGCAGCCUUAAGAAGGAGGGGCACUCUUCAGACAGUGAAAACGUAAAGGGGGAAAAUGACACCAUGGGUAUUCUGUCGAACCCAUUGUUAACAGAGAAGCUUCUUCAUCGUAGGAAGGCUCGCGCGAAAAGAAUAAUUUCGGACGACGAUGAGGAUGAUGAAUGCGAAGUGGAUACCCAGAAGAGCCCCAAUGGGCUAGAAGCAGCAGGGCCGCAACGGAAUCCUCGAGAAAGGAAUAUGAAUAAUGAGGAAGUCGAAAAGGAUACAUCGUGCCAUAAGGAGGCUAAUAGGAGCCAUCGCGAAGGGGUAAUGUCACACGAGGAAAAUAAUCAUCAUGCUUAUCGUGAGAAAGGUACUUGUCGCAAUCGUAAAAUAGAUGAACAGCUAAAAGGUGAUGGUGGAGCGAGUAGGAAUGAACCAGAACAAGUGCUGCAUCACCGGAAUGAAACGGUCCCUCUACACAAGGAGAGGCAUUCGCCGUAUAGUCCUAUCAGAAUGGCCGAUCGUUAUGAUGAAGAGACGCAAAAAGGAGACCAAAAGGAAGAGUACACAGCGAUGAUACCCAAGAGGAUGCAAAAGGAACAGGACAACGAGUCGUCUGCGACAAACAAAAAUGAUGCAUUCGAAGAGGGAGAAGCAAACGAAUGGGUUCUUCACCCACACGAGCGUGGCGAAGGUGACCCCAAGGGUUACAGCAAGAAACCAAGAGUACACGACUAUGAGCAGGAUGGAGAUGAUACAAAACGGUGGGGGCACAGCACCAGGGAGAAUUAUGUAAAGGGUGGUUAUGACCAUAGUGAGGAGGGGCGAAAUGAAGAGAGGCGAAGUGUGAACGGCCAGGACAGCCAAAUUUCGCACUCCCCCUCCAUCGAUAGGUGCCAUGAUGAGCUCAUCGGCAGGUACAUGGGUAGGUACGGCGGCAGGUACAGCGGUAGGCCUAUCGGUGGGCACGGCGAUAGACACAGCGAUGAGUACUUCCACAGAUACAGAAAUAAGUACAGCGAUAAGUACGACAACACACACCUUGACCGGCCGGGAAAAUUCGACCCGUACCCGAAGCAACACUCGGAUAUGUACGAUCGCAGGGACAGAGACUACACGGGGUACAACGGGAAUCCUCCGAGGCACGAAACAUAUAGAAAGUAUGUGAACGACUACGAUUACUAUGGACGAUUCGAAAAGCACAGUCGAUACGGGGAGCACGACCUGGAUGGAAAGCCGAACCGCUAUGAUAACCGAGAAGACAGAUACGAUCCAAGAAACGGAAGGAUCGAAGAAAAUUUGAGGAGGCAUGAAAACGAAAAAUUUAAAAACGUUAACUGUGAUAAGAGGCAUCAUACUAACAUGACCAGUCGCAACAGCAACCGCACCUCUCUUAACCGAAGCAGAAGCCAUGCGGAAGAUGCAGAGCGGGAGUCCCCAAAUGGGAAUUAUAAAAGGGAAAGGGAGGAACGGGAACGACUCGAAGGAAUAGCAGGCGAACAGAAAAAUAACAACUACACAAGGUACGCAGAAAAAGAAAAUCGGUACGACUAUUUGGAGAGCGACUACAAAGGAGGCUACGUGGACAACGAUAAGGAUGACAGCUAUUUUGGCAGAAGGAUUAAACAGAGUAAUCACAACUUUGAGAAGAAUGAGCCCAAGCAUUAUGCGAGUGUCCACAGCGGAUACGGAAGUCAGGGCGCCAAGUUUCAGCGGCAUCGUGCCUACGAUAGCGGCUACGAUGGAGGCUACCAUGACAACCACUACAGCCAUCACAAUCACCACGGCCGACACGAGCAGAGCGAUCACCAUGAUCAAUACAACCAUCAUUAUCACCGCCAGGGCCCCCAGAACAAUAAACUUGUUAACAGGAGCUACAGAAAUUAG